AUUUAUGUAUGUCAUGAAAAAGGGUUAAUUUUUUACAAGGUUUAAUGGUCAGUUUUUACGAUCUAAAUCAGGAUUUUCAAAAAUCUGUUUAAUUUUUACUUUCAUGUUGAAUCCAAGGAAAUAUUUACGAUUUUUAAAAAACUUUCUUUAAGGCGCCACCAUUGAAGAUACAAUAACCUCCAUAGCUCGGUGUUUCCCUCUGGUGGAGGUUAUAAAAGUUAUUUUUUAUUUUUUUCUGCUGAAUGAAUGCUGCUAACUGAAUCAUUUUUGACAUACGACAGCUUUUUUGUUUUAAUUCAAAUUUUUAAUUGUUCUGUGUUUGGACUUGAUUCAUUUUAGACAAAACUGUUUUUAUCAAUAAUAUCAUCAUUCGACACUUCCUUAUCACUUUGAUUUUUAAAUCAAGUCUUUAGUGUUUACUCUUUACUUUUAUUUUGGUGAGUUCCUGUGUCUUUCCAUUUUGGUUUAGGAUCUCUUCUCACAAUCAUGGCUGAAUUAGAGAAUUCAUUUGAAAAAAUUGAAGAUGUUGAUCCAGCAGCUGAUUUCAUUGCUCGUGAACAAAAUGUUUUAGCUGAAAUCGGCAAUGAUAUUGAAUUCAAAAAUGAGAUGAAUCAUGUAAAUCAAGAGAAUGGAGAGAAUGGAGAAGACCCUGAUCUUGGUUCUACUGCUUUACCUGCCGAUAUCUCAAACUCUAUUCCAGCUAGCAAUUCCACCAGUAACGGACUCAGCAACCAAGUUAACGGUGAUAAGGAACCUAUUAAAGAACCAGAAAAGAUCAGAAAAUGGAGAGAGGAACAGCAAAAUAUGUUGAAACAAAAGGAUGAAGAGGAGAUCAAGAAAAAAAAGGAACUCGCUGAACAAGCAAAGAAGGAAUUAGAGGAAUGGUACUCUCGUUAUGAAGAGCAAUUAAAUAAAUCAAAAGUAAUCAAUAGGGAGGCUUGCAAUUAUUUUAUUGUUUCUUUACUCUCCUUGGAUGAUAAUAGGAAUGCUGAAAAAGAGUGGAUCGCUGAAAGAGAUGCUGAAUCACCUGGACAAGAUUGGGAAAAAAUUGCUCGGAUGUGUGAUUUCAAUCCCAAAGCAUCUCGUAACUCAAAAGAUACAUCAAGAAUGAGAUCGAUUUUACUUCAAUUGAAGCAACAACAAGCUCAAGAAAAAUCAUCUUGAAUCAUCUUUCUUUUUAUACGUUUAUUAUUACAAUGAGUGAUUGAUUUGAAUCUUCAUCAUCUUGCUGUGUUUACCUCUAAUUUAUCACAGACAAAAUACCUACCAGAAAGUAAAAACUAUAUCAUUUCAGAGUGUCUUAUCUCAAGACCACAGAAGUCUACUAAUAGUGUAAUACCACAACAAUCGACAUUUCAUCUGAUAGAAUCACUUGUAACUAUAAAUCUGUGUUCAACGCAUUCCUGCAAUUAUUUACAUCACCAUGAUUAUAUCAUCAUUUUUGGCAGAAACUGGCUAAUAAGAAAAUGCCAUUCUGAAUCACCCAACCAACUAAUGAACUGAGAAGUUUUGUUUGAGUAAAAAAAACUAGUGGACCUAGUUCAUUAACAUAAGCAGUAUUUCAAUUGACGUGAGAUGUUUCAGUGAAUAGACUACUUUUUACUGUAACUAGGUUUAACCCUCUAAACAUCAAAUCUUCGUUUUCGCAUUUAAACGUUAACUACGAUAAAAUGUCUUUGAUAUUUCUAAUCAAAUUUUUCUUCCUUUCUGAUCUGAGAUUUUUGCUUUUAUGAAAACAUUUUGGGUUUAUCCUUUUCCAAGAUAUUGUCAGUAAUGUGAUACCUCAUCACUAUGUAAACAGAAGUCAUUUAAUUGAUUGAAUAAAACAAUGUCAGGAAAAA
Tetranychus urticae (two-spotted spider mite) is the source of this 1841-nucleotide messenger RNA. It is a transcript of the gene Clc, whose product is annotated as clathrin light chain. Gene Ontology annotation, molecular function: structural molecule activity; clathrin heavy chain binding. The record is from RefSeq and is a predicted model, not a curated record. Gene Ontology annotation, cellular component: clathrin coat of trans-Golgi network vesicle; plasma membrane; clathrin coat of coated pit. NCBI's taxonomy places the organism in Eukaryota, Metazoa, Arthropoda, Arachnida, Trombidiformes, Tetranychidae. Gene Ontology annotation, biological process: clathrin-dependent endocytosis; intracellular protein transport.